GCAUCCCAUACUGCCUGGUUGUUAAUUGAAGGCAAGCUAUAACGACGACUAUGCUGAAUGAAACACGAUCUGCUAUGAUUACUCCAGCUGCGCGUAUUUUGAAACAGAAACCCAGUAUUUGGGUUGAAAUUAAUCAUGCAGUUGCCAAAUACAAGCCAGUCAACUUGGGGCAGGGGUUUCCAGACAUUCUACCGAAACAACAUGUUCUCGAAAGUUUAAGCAUUCUAGGAAAACCUGAUGUAAAUCCACUCUUACAUCAGUAUACUAGAUCCAUGGGUCAUCCACGUUUAGUGAAUAUACUCUCCAAGUUAUACACAAAUUUCUUUAGAUGUGAUCAUGACAUUUAUGCUAAAUCUGGUAAUCUUCAAGUUGAUUCUUUUGCACCGAAUAGAGUAAUUGAUCCACUGAAAGAGAUUAUUAUUACUCUUGGAGCUUAUGGAUCUCUUUAUGCAGCUAUUUCAGCAUUAGUUGAUCCUGAUGAUGAGGUGAUAAUUAUUGAACCGAGUUUUGAUUGUUACACUCCAAUGACGGUAAUGGCUGGUGGUGUACCUGUUUAUGUACCACUUAGACCGGAAGUCAAUGCUGGCGAAGAAUUGACUAGUGACUGUUGGAAAUUGAAUAUGAAGGAGCUGGAAUCUAAGAUUACAUCAAAAACCAAAUUGUUGCUAUUGAAUACUCCACAUAAUCCUUUGGGAAAGGUAUUCAAUAGAGAAGAAUUGCAGUCUAUUGCUGAUAUAUGCAUUCGUCAUAAUCUUGUAUGCAUUUCAGAUGAAGUCUAUGAAUGGUUGGUAUUUCCUCCUAAUAAACACAUUAAAAUUGCCUCUUUACCUGGUAUGUGGUCGCGUACUUUAACUAUCGGCAGUGCUGGUAAAACAUUCAGUGUAACUGGUUGGAAGUUAGGCUGGACAGUUGGACCGGCUAAUUUAAUUCAAGCCAUGCAGUUACAUCAACAGAAUACAGUGUAUACAUGUCCAACACCUUUACAAGAGGCUGUUGCGCGUAGUUUAGAGAUUGAAUUACCCCAACUGCAUAAACCUGAAUCAUAUUUCAAUGAAAUGUGCUCCUUAAUUGAACCAAAAGGUCGUAAUAUGGUAAAGAAGUUGAAUGAAAUUGGGAUGAUUGCAGUCAGACCAACUGGCGGUUAUUUUCUGGUAGCAGAUGUCUCUAAGAUGAGUGUUCCCUUGAAUGAAUUAGAGCAAAAUGAAUUAUUACCAUAUGAUGUUAAAUUCAACAAUUGGAUGAUGCAAAAGAAAGGUGUUUCUGCAAUUCCGAUGAGUGUUUUCUACUCUGAUUCCAACCAACACCUCGGUUCAAACUACUUGCGAUUUUGUUUCUUCAAGGAGGAUUCUACGCUGAAUGCAGCUUAUGAAAUUCUAAAGAAAUGGUGACCUAUGGUUAUGAAAUCAAUCGCCUGAACAGUCUUGCUCUUUCUCGUGAUUGGACACUUCCUUUUUCCAUUUUUCUGAUUUAUUACAUCAAUAUUGCUAAUUCGGUGUGUUUCUUAUCUGCUUUUAUUUUGAUAUAAAAUGAUUGAUAUUCCAUAAAAGAAAAAAAAGAUUGUUCUGUCU
This is a messenger RNA of Trichobilharzia szidati, 1568 nucleotides long. The record is from the annotation of a GenBank genome assembly. Lineage: Eukaryota; Metazoa; Platyhelminthes; Trematoda; Strigeidida; Schistosomatidae.